AUAAAGGCUGAUGAGGUAGCAAAUGAAAUUAACUCCUGGGUUGAAAAUGUUACUUCAAACUUGAUCAAAGAGCUCCUUCCUCCUGGAUCUGUCGACAGUGACACUAGAUUGGUCCUGGGGAAUGCACUCUACUUCAAAGGAUCGUGGACUGAAAAGUUUGAUGCAUCUAAGACAUUAAACUCUGAAUUCUACCUGCUGAAUGGAACAUCUGUCGAAGUGGCUUUCAUGACUAGUAGGAAAAAACAGUUUCUGGCCUCAUACGAUGGAUUCAAGGUUCUUAGGCUUCCCUAUAAGCAAGGUGAAGAUAAAAGGUCAUUCUCUAUGUAUAUCUUUUUGCCAGACGCCAAAGAUGGUCUAUGGAGUUUGGAGGAGAAGUUAAACAGCGAAUCUGAGCUCUUAACACGUUUUCUUCCGAUGCAAAAGGUUGAAGUGAACAAAUUCAAGCUGCCCAAAUUCAAGAUAUCAUUUGGUUUUGAAGCGUCUGCAGUGUUGAAAAGCUUGGGUCUUUUAUCACCUUUCAGUGUAGAUGCAGAUUUGUCAGAAAUGGUGGAUUCGCCUAUUGGGCACAACCUCUAUGUAUCAUCAAUUUUCCACAAAUCCUUCAUUGAAGUCAAUGAAGAAGGAACAGAAGCAGCUGCUGCUUCUGCUGCAGUAUUGAUGCUGAGGUCAAGGUCAUUCCGCAUGGACUUUGAUGCUGAUCACCCAUUUAUGUUUCUGAUCAGAGAAGACAUGACAGGAGUACUGCUGUUCACUGGGCAUGUUCUUAAUCCAUCAAUUGAGUAAGCUAUAAAUAUGCUAUCAAUCUCCUUGGAACUUGCAAGAUUUUGUUUCUGGUGAAAUGUACUGAGUUUCAUGCAUGAACGUUUA
Zingiber officinale is the source of this 867-nucleotide messenger RNA. Its product is annotated as serpin-ZXA-like. NCBI's taxonomy places the organism in Eukaryota, Viridiplantae, Streptophyta, Magnoliopsida, Zingiberales, Zingiberaceae. The transcript has a single exon. The record is from RefSeq and is a predicted model, not a curated record. The annotation marks the transcript as partial. Gene Ontology annotation, molecular function: serine-type endopeptidase inhibitor activity.